This is a messenger RNA of Humulus lupulus (European hop), 648 nucleotides long. Its product is annotated as early nodulin-like protein 3. The coding region runs from base 1 to 648 and encodes 215 amino acids. The transcript is spliced from 2 exons. Gene Ontology annotation, cellular component: plasma membrane. Gene Ontology annotation, molecular function: electron transfer activity. NCBI's taxonomy places the organism in Eukaryota, Viridiplantae, Streptophyta, Magnoliopsida, Rosales, Cannabaceae. The record is from RefSeq and is a predicted model, not a curated record.
AUGGGAUCAUCAAAGCACGGAUUUUCUCAUGUGUUUCUGAUAAUCGCCACUAUCCUACAGAUUCUAAGUGUUUGUCAAGCGUACCAGUUCUUUGUUGGUGGAAAAGAUGGUUGGGUUUCGAACCCUUCCGAGAAUUUCAAUCACUGGGCUGAGAGAAACAGAUUUCGAGUCAAUGACACCCUCUUUUUCAAGUACAAACAAGGGACAGACUCAGUUUUGGUCGUAAAGCCAGACGAUUACAACACAUGCAACACGGCCACGCCGUUACUGUCCUUGGCAGACGGCGGUUCGGUGUUCACGUUCGACCGGUCCGGUCCGUUUUUCUUCAUAAGCGGUAACGCCCAGAACUGCCAGAAGGGUCAGAAACUUAUCGUUGUGGUUAUGGCUGUCAGAAACAAUAAGCCACAACCCGCUGCGUCAGCUCCAGCUCCUGCCUCAUCAUCAUCAUCAGUAGUGCCCCAGCCGCCCACUGCUGCUCCGCCAUCUGGGGCUCAGAGCCCCGGAGGGGAGUCGCCGAGUGUCGACCCGUCGAAGUUGGAUGCUCCGGCACCAGCUCCGAAUGCGAGUUCGGGUUAUUCGGGUGGUUUGUUUGGGUUGGUUGUGUAUGCUGGCUUGGGAAUGAGUUUGAGUUUUGUUUUGGGUUAUUAG